AUGUCCGACCACCAGUACAAAUUCAACGUCGCCAUGAGCUGCGGCGGAUGCUCCGGUGCCAUCGAGCGCGUCCUAAAGCGUUUAGAAGGUGUCAAGUCCUUCGACGUGAGUCUCGAGUCUCAGACUGCGAAUGUGGUCACUGAACCCACCGUUUCCUACGAUACCGUGCUGGCCACCAUCAAGAAGACCGGGAAGACGGUGAAUAGUGGCGAGGCAGACGGGCAGACGAUGGCCGUUUGA
Penicillium oxalicum is the source of this 240-nucleotide messenger RNA. RefSeq names its product copper metallochaperone ATX1. Gene Ontology annotation, biological process: copper ion transport. The transcript is spliced from 2 exons. Gene Ontology annotation, cellular component: cytosol. NCBI's taxonomy places the organism in Eukaryota, Fungi, Ascomycota, Eurotiomycetes, Eurotiales, Aspergillaceae. The record is from RefSeq and is a predicted model, not a curated record. Bases 1 to 240 code for a protein of 79 amino acids. Gene Ontology annotation, molecular function: metal ion binding; copper chaperone activity.